AAUGUCCGUUCCUUUGCAUUUAUGUUUAUAGUCGCAUUGACGGGGGCAGCAGACUGGUUAAAUAACGCAUUGUUUGUGCAGUGGAAUGUGAGUUUGAGGUGCGUCAUGUUGGUGACAUUGUAGCCUGACUUCGAUAUCAGGCAACAUGUCCGACACUUUAAGCGGUGACAGCGAGUCCCUAUCAUCAGCCACUCCAUCGGCCCCAGCCACGCCCCCUCCAAGCAACCCCAAACACCCCUCUACCAUGGAAACAGACACGCAGCUAACAUGCAGCAUCUGCAAGAAGCGUUAUUCCGAUCCUCAUCUGCUGCCUUGUCUUCAUACAUUCUGCAGCGCUUGUCUCAAGACCCUUUCGCCGUAUCUGUUCAGCAGUGAGGAUCAUGGCAGUCCGGGUAGCACACUGAGCAGCAUAGGAAGUGGACGAAGCAGCCAUCGUAGUGUGGCUAUCCACUGUCCGACAUGUGAUCUUGAGGUUGACCUUCCAUCGAAAGGUCCCGAGUUGCUUCCCGUGAACUUCAUGAUAAAGAAACAAUUGAUGUUGGAAUCGUUGAAGCCGGAGUCGGGAGAGACCAUCUGCGAUCUGUGCACCGAUAACGCCAAGGCCGUAUCACGAUGCAUGGAAUGCAUGGUCAAUGUCUGUGGCUUUUGCAUUCAGGCUCAUAAGCGGCAGCGCAAGACGGCAAAUCAUUCAGUUCUCUCGUUGCAUGAGGCGCGUUGUCAAGGAGCCGCCUCCUUAAGCAGCCCGGUCAUGUGUCCCAAGCAUCCCCAGGAAGAGCUCAAGAUGUACUGCGAGACCUGUGAUCAGUCAGUCUGCCGAGACUGUUGCCUCGUUCAGCAUCGGGAGCAUCUCGUUGAAUACUCGGAAGACGUUGUUCAUCAUCACAAGCGUGUCCUCGAAAACCUUGUAGCUCGUCUUCAGCCCCAUGUCCAAGCCAUCGGCGGUGGUAUCAAUUCGAUCAAUCGUUCUGAGGUCUCCAUUGCAGACCGAUCCACUGAACUCCAUCAUGACAUCAAUUCUUACUUCGAUAACUACAUCCAGGCAUUACAAGCGCAUCGUCGAAGCCUUCUUAGUCACGUCUCCAAAGUCGGCGAAGGUCGUAUCAAAUCCCUUCAAGUUCAUCGCUUACAGUUACAGCAGCUGCUGCGCGACAUGCAACACUCCUGCAACGUAACCACCCAUGCUCUAUCAGACAGUAACAGCCAGGAAGUUUUAGCCUUGAAACCAACCCUCGGUCAUCGUCUUAGCGAGCUUAACCAUGUCUCCUAUCAGUGCACACCUAGAGUAGACAAUGCUCUGCGAUUCAAGUCAAGGGCAAAAGCCGGCCGAGUUAACGGAUAUGAAGUCCAUGGGAUGCUGGAAGUUAAACAACUGGACCCGUUGAAAUGCUACGUAACUGGGGAAGGUGUCCAUGAGGCUCGGCAAGGAAUGAUAUCUGAAUUCCUUCUGAUCAUUCAAGACAUCGAUGGUCAACCAUAUAAUAAAGGAGGGGAGGAUGUCAGAGCGACGCUGGCAGUUGAAACCGUUAGAAACAGAGUUCUGAAUUGCAGUAUAUUUGAUGAAGAUGACGGCUCGUACCGGAUCGAAUACACGCCACAAGUCCACGCUACCCACAUGCUCUGUGUGUUUUUGGACGGUCAACACGUCAAGGGAAGCCCCUUCAGGGUGACUGUACACGAAGGCUGGCGCGAACACGCCGGUAUCUGGCACUGUUGUACAUUUUGCUCAAGCGAGGGCAGCAGACAGGCCACAUGUGCAUGCGGGGGCAAAAUGCCUGGUGGAUUCAAAGGUUGCGGUCACGGUCAUCCGGGACACCCAGGUAAGUGGCAUUGGUCCUGUUGCGCCCUCACCAAGCAAGACUCGGAGUGCAUCGGGCAGCGCCCUCUAUCAUCACCACAAGGUGCGAGAGCCGACGCGGGAGCAGGGAUAGCGGCGGGCAGCCAGCCGGUGUCAAAGGUCACCUCAGGAACGCUGGUGAAGAGAGAACCGGGACCGUUAGCUCUGACAGGGGCUUCGAUGGGGCAUGGCGAACGUCAGGGAGGAAGUGGCACUUCAGGGGCGGAGACAAUGAGAGGAAAGGGGCGGGAUAAACAGGUGCAUACCAUAUCAUUGUAAGGAAAGUACUAGAUGGGACGUUGAUGGGACAUGGGCAACGCCAGGGAGGAUGUACCACUGGGGGGGGGG
Molecule: messenger RNA, 2182 nt
Organism: Patiria miniata (bat star)
Lineage: Eukaryota; Metazoa; Echinodermata; Asteroidea; Valvatida; Asterinidae
Product: tripartite motif-containing protein 45-like
Exons: 6
Coding region: 146-2113 (655 amino acids)
Biological process (GO): positive regulation of DNA-templated transcription
Cellular component (GO): nucleoplasm; chromatin
Molecular function (GO): ubiquitin-protein transferase activity; protein binding; zinc ion binding
Source: RefSeq, a predicted model, not a curated record